Molecule: messenger RNA, 1249 nt
Organism: Triticum dicoccoides
Lineage: Eukaryota; Viridiplantae; Streptophyta; Magnoliopsida; Poales; Poaceae
Product: MEIOTIC F-BOX protein MOF-like
Exons: 2
Coding region: 1-1227 (408 amino acids)
Molecular function (GO): protein binding
Source: RefSeq, a predicted model, not a curated record
AUGGGGACGGCACCUGCCGCUGCCGGUGGCGAUCGGCUGAGCAACCUUCCGGACUGCCUCCUGCACAGCGUGCUGUCGCACCUCCGCUCCCGGCAGGUGGUGCACACCGGCCUGCUCUCGCGCCGGUGGAGGCACCUCUGGCGCGCCGUGCCGUGCGUCGACAUCCACCAUCGUGACUUCCUGGACGAACCCGAGCCGGAGCCGGAACCGGAGGCCUUCUACCGGGCAGAUGGCGCUUUCGAUGCGGCCAUGUACGACGCGCACAGACAAGCGCAGGACAAGAGGAUGGGCAGGGAGAUCAUGCAGCGACAAGACUCCGUCCUACCCCUCAACGCCGCGUCGCCGCUCGACGCGUACCGGCUGCACCUCGGCGGCGACGUGCACCUCCGCAAGGGCAUGGGCCGGUGGAUCCGCCGCGCCCUUGCGCGCCGCCCCGCCGAGCUCCGCGUCGCCUGCGACUACGACCAUGGCAAUGGCUACCACAGAUCUUCCAAGGAUCCCUUCUUUUCCUUGGGCAUCUUCUCCCGCACCGCCGGGGUCACCAGCCGUCUACGGAGGCUGUCCCUCUCCGGAUUGAUCCUUUUUGAGCUCUUCGAGGAGGAGCUAAGAUCAGAGUGCCCUGUCCUGGAAGACCUGCAGCUCGUCAACUGCGAAUGCCACCGGCAGUCCCCGGGCCGCCUCCGCAUCACCUCCAGGUCGCUCAAGAGGUUGGCCAUCGUGAGCAGUUCCAGCGAGGCGCGACUGUGCCUCACCGCUCCUGCCCUUGUUUCCUUAAACGUCGGCAUGCCGGUCGCCGUGGAAGAAGAGAUGCCGUCCCUCGCCGUGGCGUCCAUCUCGUGCCAUGCCGGCGUACUCAGUCUCUUGAAAUCCCUGCGAACCGCCAGAGCCUUGGAACUGCAGAGGUUCACCACAUGUGCAUUGGUUGGGGAGGAACCCGAACUGUUCCGCGAGUUCCAUAACCUGAGAACGUUGGUCCUGACAGAAUGUGAGAUUGGGGAUGGAUGCCAGGUUCUGGCGCAUGCGUUGAAGAGCUUCCCGAAUCUGGAGAGAAUCGUGCUGCAAGAUUGCAUGGUGAUGUAUCUUUUGCCGAGAGUCUCACUAAUGUGUAGACAGUUUACUGCAAUUGAACUUUGGUUUAAUAAUCUACUACCAUCAUCUCACUACAUUAAUAAUCUACUACCAUCAUCUCACUACAUUAAUGAUUACAGAUCUCGGGGAGUUGUAUGAGGCUGGUCAUAGUGGGAGUAAC